AUGUAUUUAGAUAAUUUAGAUAACGAUAUCAAGUUGAAUACACCACGUUCUUUCGAUGGAAGGAAAGAUAUCUAUGAAAUAUCAGAUUUUCUAGCUACAGUUCACAUCCAGAUUGCCACUAGGAACAUUGAAAAUGAAGCUACGAAGAUCGCAACGCUUGGACGUUCCUUGACAGGACCUGCUGCACGUUGGUUUGUCUCGUAUGGUACGAAUAAUGGCUUUGAAGGCCUUACCUAUGACAACUUUGUAGUGGAUUUCAAGAACCAUUUUCAAGGCGCAGCUGACUCGUUCUACCUCGUACAGAAGAUUCGAGAGUUACGCAUGACCCGCCAGGUACCAAUUGAAGAGUAUAGCGACCGUUACUUUCGAUUGGUGGAUUUGCUACCUGAUGCGUAUUGGUCCGAAAAUGCCAAAAUCGAUCAGUACUUAUAUGGUUUACCACCGAAUGUCGUACAAUAUGUACGAGUGGUCAAACCCGACUCGUUGCAGGAAGCGAUGGAGACGGCUUGGAAGCAUGUGAUGAUCAACAUGAAGUCGUAUAAGGAACCGUUUCCUGAUCUCAAUAGCCGAUGGCACGUAAAACCAUGUCUAGAUCAGAUUGUCUUAGGUUGGGUUUGUGCUUUAGAUGCAAGAAAGGCGGACAUAGCUCCAAGGAAUGUUCCCAGAAGAACUACUGAGAGUAUGAAUAGUUAUAGUGAAUAUAAGUAUAAAAAACAUAAAAAUAGAAAAAAAGAGAAAAAUGAGAAAAAAGAGAAAAAAGAGGAAAAAACAGAAAAAAAGAAAAAAAAGUGUCCAGAAGUAUCUGUGAGUGAUGAUAAACGCGAAUUUGUAAAGUUACCGAAAUUCGAAAUUUAUCCGUUAAUUGAAAAGAAACCAUUGGUUGGUUGUAAAAGAGAAGUUAAGGGUGUAGUAAAUAAUAAAGAAAUGCUAGUAUUGUUAGACACUGGUUCACCGACUACAUUUGUGAAUCGUUCAGUGGUCUCAGAGUUGAAAUUAGAAACGUAUUCAGCUCCGCCGUUCACUUUUUAUGGCGCUGUCUCCGCUGAAACAGCCACAUCAAGUGUUGCGACUAGUAUUGUUAUGUCGAUUGAAAAUAUAAAGUAUAAGUUUGAUGCUUACGUUACUGCUGCCGUCUCGCAGAAGAUUAUUAUUGGUGACCCUGUUUUAAGGUCUUACCCGAAGUUACUACACCUGGGAGAAACUGUCGAACCCGAAAAUGUAUUGGUUCCGUAUGACAGUAUAUUACCUAUUGAUUACGUAGAUAAUCCGUCUAGGUAUUUUAAAGAAGAAGAUGAAAUAUUUGUUAUUUCCGUUAGUGAAUCUCCGAAAAAGGAUUGUAACACGUUUGAACUGUUGCCGAAAUCCUUGAGAUUGAAGUACAAGAGUACUGUAUCCAAUGAAUUGUGUCCCUCGAAAAUACAGGAUAGGAAGGUUGAACAUGAGAUUGUUCUGGCGCCUGAUGGUAGACUUCCUCGAAUAAGUCCGUAUAGGUUGACACCGAAAAAUGAAAGUAUUGUUAACGACUUGAUUAAUGACUUGUUAGAAAAGAACUUCAUCACACCGUCAAAAUCCCCGUGUAGCUCGCCAAUUGUAUUGGUUAAGAAGAAAGAUAAUAGCUACAGGAUGUGUGUUGAUUACAGAAAGUUGAAUGCGAUCACCGUCAAAGAUCCAUUCCCGUUACCCCGUAUAGAUAGCUUGUUGAGUAGAAUUGGUAAAGCUACCAUAUUCUCGACGUUAGACUUGCACUCAGGUUAUCAUCAAAUACCGGUUAGAUCCGAAGACCAAUAUAAGACCGCGUUUGUGACACCCACUGCAAAAUAUGAAUAUAAAGUGAUGCCAUUCGGUCUGGUGAACGCUCCGAGCACAUUUGCACGUUAUAUGGCUGAGUUGUUCCGUGAUCUAGUAUUUGUUGGUGUCUAUUUAGAUGACAUUCUAGUGUUCUCAAAGUCAAAAGAAGAACAUCUAAAUCAUCUAGACGUUGUUCUAGAUCGCCUGAAGUCUGAAGGCUUAAUAGCUAAAUUGAAGAAGUGUCAUUUCCUUCAAUCGUCCGUUGAGUUUCUAGGGUACCAAAUUAGUGCUGGUAAGAUUGAACCAUUACAAGGUAAAACUGAUGCCAUUUGUGCGUUUCCGACCCCAAGGUCCGUUAAGGAAGCACAACGUUUUUUAGGCAUGGUAAAUUAUUACAGAAGAUUUAUAAAAGGUUGCUCCAUUAUUGCACGCCCGAUUAAUACGUUUAUUUCCGGAGAAGCAACGUGGGGAGUAACACAAGAUAAAGCACUGAAGUCAUUAAAAAGAGCGUUACAGGAACAGCCCGUGUUGAUACCAUUUGACGUUACAGCUAGUUACAGAUUAACUACAGAUGCUUGUAAAUAUGGUGUUGGUGCUGUGUUAGAAGAACUGGACGAAAAUAAGAACCCAGUUGGUACCGUAUCCUAUUUCUCUAAAUCUCUACAAGGUGCUCAACAGAGAUACCCCGCCGGAGAACUAGAAUUAUUAGGAAUUAUUUCGGCACUAGAACAUUUUAAGUACUUGUUGCAUGGUAAACGAUUCGUGUUGAGAACCGAUCAUAUAAGUUUACUGUCGUUGAAAACAACAAAAGAACCAGGCACAAGAAUUGCCCGUUGGUUAGAUACAUUGUCCGAAUAUGAUUUCGAAUUACAGUAUGUUAAAGGUCAUGACAAUGUCGUUGCUGAUGCAAUAUCAAGAGCUCCGUAUGAAAUCAAUGUUAUUGAUGAGCUCGUAUCCAUUGAUCCGUGUGAAUGGAAGAAUGAUUAUGAGGAAGAUCCGUAUUGUGCUGCUCUGUUAGUAUCUCUGAAUCCAGAUGAGUAUCUUGGGAAGAUACGAGUUAGCAAAGCGGAUACAAGUUAUUUUAAUAAGAUCAUUAAACGCUAUAGAUUGUCAAAUGCGUUUCGAAAAAUGAUCCGUCUAGAGGAGGAUUUGUUGUAUUGGAAAGAUAGAUACAUAGUCCCUCGUAGUAAGGUACAGUUGGUGUUGAAUACCUACCAUGAUCAUGGUCUAUUUGGUGGACAUUUUGGUUAUAAUGUCACGUUGCAGAAAGUCACCGAAUCGUAUUAUUGGCCACGUCAAGAUCAUGAAGUUCAAAAGUAUGUCGCAAGUUGCCCGAAUUGUCAAGUGUUUAAGUUUCACCGUAAUAGACAAUAUGGUUUACUGAAACCGUUAGAGGUCCCUGAAGGAAGAUGGACAGAUAUAUCCAUUGAUUUUGUGUCCGGUUUACCACCGACAGUAAGUGGUAAAGACAUGAUACUGGUUGUAGUGGACCGUUUCAGUAAACGUGCUCACUUUGUUGCAUGUAAUAAAGAGUUAUCUCAAGAAUACACUAUUAAUUUGUUAUUUCAAUUUGUAUUUUGUUAUCACGGUUUCCCGAAGAGGAUCGUUAGUGAUAGAGAUGUUAGAUUUACUGGUAACGCAUACAGAGAACUUACAGAACGACUAGGUAUUAAACUGUGUAUGAGUUCUUCGAAUCACCCUGAGUCCGAUGGACAGAGUGAAAGAACUAUUAAAACAUUGACACAACUGUUACGAUCAUAUGCCGGGCUAGAGCAGGGCCGUUGGGAUGUAUUGUUACCCCAAGUAGAAUUUGUAUAUAAUUCUACAUAUCACUCUGCCGUCAAAGCCGCCCCGUUUUUAGUGGAUUUGGGCUAUGUACCAAAUGAACCGUUAUUAGAUAGUACCUCGUUAACAGCCGCAAGGAACUUCUCGGCUGUAGAUUUGAUCCAGUCGCUUAGAGCUAUCACGCUCCGUACAAAAGAUUUCCUCAAAGAAAACCAGGUCAACAUGGAAGUUGCCGUUAAUCCUGGGAGAAGGGAAGAGAAGUUCGCUGUAGGUGACUAUGUUCUGGUACAUAGAGACGCUUAUUUCACUGGAGGCCGUUACAUUAAAUUACAACCGAUAUUCUUAGGCCCGUUUAAGAUUGUUAAGGUAAUAAAUGAAAAUGCAUAUGAGGUCGACUUACCGAAGACUUCCAAAAAGCAUAGAGUGAUCAACGUAAGAUGGAUAAAGAAAUAUCAGUUCGACUCAGAAAGGUAUGUAAAGGAACUACCUCGUUCUGAAACUGAGUUAAGGAAUAGGCUCGAAAAUAUCUCUAGUGUAAUAGGUUUUGCACCGUCUGAAGGUAUAGUCUAUUGUAAAUUUGCCCACGUAGACCCUCGUCUGACUGCCGCUGUUCCGUUAAAAAUGUUUAAGUCGCUUCCACUGCUGAGACGCCGCUCUCUGAUAAAUAAUUUUGAACAGUUGUAUAAGCAGUCCGUAUCUGACGAGAGGGGGGAAGAUGUUAUAAGGUAA
Messenger RNA from Saccharomycodes ludwigii, 4302 nucleotides. RefSeq lists its product as uncharacterized. The record is from RefSeq and is a predicted model, not a curated record. Gene Ontology annotation, biological process: DNA integration. Gene Ontology annotation, molecular function: nucleic acid binding. Lineage: Eukaryota; Fungi; Ascomycota; Saccharomycetes; Saccharomycodales; Saccharomycodaceae. The coding region runs from base 1 to 4302 and encodes 1433 amino acids. The transcript has 2 exons.